UUGAAAUCAAAAACCGUUUACGUGAUUGUGAAAUAAACAUUGCAAGACGACGAAGAAGGUGGACUUCGUUAUUAAACACCAUUCCUUGUGUCUCUCUGUGAGAUCCUUUUAUUUAUUGAAAGAUCCUGGAAGCCCGACGUUGAACAUCUUUUAAUAUGGUUCAACACGUAAUGUGAACAACUGAUACCAAUUGGGCUGCUAUUGGAUAGAUUGUGCUGUUGAUGAUAAAGAAUGGGGAAAACCAGCAAGAUACUCGUCUGUGGUCAGAGCAGCGUCGGCAAAACGGCUGUGAUCGAACACAUGGUGUAUGGCAACCAUGUGGUUGGAACCCCGACGAUGCCGACAAUUGAAGAUAUUUACACGGCCGUCAUCGAAACUGAUCGAGGAGUCAAAGAAAAAGUCCGCAUUUUUGACACAGCUGGUUUGGAUGGAAGCAAACCAGAUCUCCCAAAACAAUAUCUCAACUUUCCUGAUGGCUUUGUGUUGGCUUAUGACGUGACCAACUGGGAGUCAUUCCAGCGGCUGGACAAACUGAAGAAAGACAUUGACAAGCAUCGAGAUAAGAAAGAGGUUUUUAUCAUUGCUAUUGGGAACAAAAAGGAGCUCCAAGACUGCCGCCAGGUUGACUACAAUACAGCACAGUUGUGGGCCAAUAAAGAGAAAGGUGGGUGGCCACAUGCAGCACAGAAUUUCUUCUCAUCUCUUACUCUUCCUCACACCCUCUCUCUCUCUCCCUCUCUUUCUCUCACUCAUGAGUAUAUUUACCUGUAAGGUAAAAGCAGUGAG
This is a messenger RNA of Octopus bimaculoides (California two-spot octopus), 786 nucleotides long. Its product is annotated as NF-kappa-B inhibitor-interacting Ras-like protein 1. Lineage: Eukaryota; Metazoa; Mollusca; Cephalopoda; Octopoda; Octopodidae. Gene Ontology annotation, biological process: Ral protein signal transduction; negative regulation of canonical NF-kappaB signal transduction. The record is from RefSeq and is a predicted model, not a curated record. Gene Ontology annotation, molecular function: GTP binding; GTPase activity; GTPase activating protein binding.